Messenger RNA from Kalmanozyma brasiliensis GHG001, 2688 nucleotides. RefSeq names its product DNA/RNA helicase, DEAD/DEAH box type, N-terminal. Gene Ontology annotation, molecular function: nucleic acid binding; ATP binding; RNA helicase activity. NCBI's taxonomy places the organism in Eukaryota, Fungi, Basidiomycota, Ustilaginomycetes, Ustilaginales. The record is from RefSeq and is a predicted model, not a curated record. Gene Ontology annotation, cellular component: nucleus. Bases 1 to 2688 code for a protein of 895 amino acids. The transcript has a single exon. Gene Ontology annotation, biological process: rRNA processing.
AUGCCGCCAGCUUCAGCCGCGGAGGGAUCUACGAAAAGGAAGAAGGGUGGCGCUGCACCUCAUCUCAAGUCGCGCUCCAAGAAUGCUCGAAAACUCAAGAGGCAGACCGAAGAUGCCGAGAUUGCUCAGCUCGAACAGGGCGCAAGUAGCUUCGUAGCAUCGGGUGAGUUGAAGCACUUCGCUCAGCUGCCACUGUCCGAUCGCACACGAAGAGGACUCAAGAAGGCAGGCUAUACCGACAUGACCGACAUUCAGGCCAAAUCCCUCCCCCUGUCGCUCAAGGGCAAGGACGUUCUGGGAGCAGCGAGGACAGGGUCUGGAAAGACGUUGGCGUUUUUGAUACCAGUCCUUGAGCUUCUAUUUCGAAAGAAGUGGGGUCCCUCUGACGGUCUUGGCGGGCUGAUCAUCUCGCCAACCCGAGAGCUGGCCAUUCAGAUCUUCGAGGUUCUCCGCAAGGUUGGACCCUAUCACACCUUCUCGGCGGGUCUCGUCAUCGGUGGCAAGGAUGUCAAGCAGGAGAAGGACCGCUUGUCACGCAUGAACAUUCUGGUCGCGACACCAGGUCGGCUUUUGCAGCACAUGGACCAGACCCUUGGCUUCGACACGUCCAAUCUCCAAGUACUGGUCCUGGACGAGGCGGAUCGCAUUCUUGACAUGGGCUUCUCGCGCACUCUCAACGCAAUCGUCGAGAACCUUCCUCGUGACCGCCAGACCAUGCUCUUCUCCGCAACACAGACCAAGCGUGUCAAGGAUCUGGCAAGACUGUCGCUGCAAGAUCCCGAGUACGUGGCUGUCCGCGAGCCCGAGAACGAAGGCUCCACGCCGCGAGGCCUGGAGCAGCAUUACAUGCUUGUCGAGCUAGAAAAGAAGCUCGACCUGCUCUACUCCUUCAUUCGCACUCACACCAAAUGCAAGGCGCUCGUCUUUAUGAGCUCGUGCCGUCAGGUCCAAUUCGCUCACGAAACGUUCUGCAAGCUGCGACCAGGUGUCAGUCUCAUGGCGCUGCACGGAAAACAGAAGCAGGCCAAGCGUCUGCAGAUCUUCACGCAAUUCACAAAGACGCAGCACGCCCUCUUGUUCGCCACCGACAUUGCUGCGCGCGGUCUUGACUUUCCCGCUGUCGACUGGGUCAUACAGCUCGACGUUCCGGAGGACGUCGACACCUACAUCCACCGCGUUGGCCGAACCGCUCGAUACACUGCCAAGGGUAACAGUCUGCUCUUCGUCCUUCCUAGCGAAGAGAAGGGCAUCCUCGAAGCAUUGGCUACCAAGAACAUCCCCAUCGGUCGCAUCAAGCCCAAGGAGAGCAAGACGCAGAGCAUUCAGAACCAACUGCAAGCCUUUGCGUUCCAAGAGCCUCAGAUCAAGCAUCUUGCGCAGAAGGCUUUCGUCUCUUACGUCCGCUCCAUCCAUCUGCAGAAGAACAAGGAUAUCUUCGAUGUCACAGCUUUGCCGCUGGAACCCUUCGCGGCCUCCCUGGGUCUGCCAGGUGCACCCAAAGUCAAGUUCGUCAAAGAAGCAGCCAAGGCGAAGAAGGCUGCCGCUUACAAGGCUGCUGAACAGACUGGCAACAGUGGCAAAGAAGAUGGAAGCGACUCGGACGAAGGCACAGACAAGAACGGCAAGGUGCGCACCAAGUACGACCGCAUGUUCGAACGCAAGAAUCAGGACAUUCUCAGCGAGCACUACGCCAAACUUAUCGCCGACGAUGACUCCUCGGCGGCGAGCAGUGACGGUUCGGACGCGAGCGGGGACGAUUCAGAUUCUGAUGCCACUUCGGACGAUGGCGAUGAAGAAGGCAAUGAGGAGACUCGUUACGGCCGCUCCGCAGGGCAACGCAAGGAGGAUCGCCUCAUCGGCAGUGACACUUCGGAUUCGGAGGAGUCGAGCGAUAACGACAGCGACGACGAUACCGCGGGGGCGCUCCGAAAGCCAAAGCUGACAUCCAAGGCAAGCAUCACGGCUACCAGUGUAGAUGCUGGCGACGACUUCCUGACGCUCAAGCGAGCUGAUCACGCGCUCGAGGAUGACGGAGAUGCGUACGGUAUCGGUGGCGGAGAUGAUCUGCCCGUCAGCAUGGAGCAAGCCAAAGCGGACGCCACCGAGAAUUUGUCCAAGCGCAAGCUGGCUAUGGGUCAGAGCAAGAAAGCGUUGGCGUUGGCUGGAAAGCGCGGGAUCGGCGAGAAGCUCGUCUUUGACGAGGACGGCGAAGCGCACGCUUUGUACGAGCUGCAGGACGAGGAAGCGUUCAACCAGCAAGGCGAUGCCAGGACGCAGGCACAGCGCUGGGAGCUGGAGGAACGCGAGCGCAUGCAAGAGGCCGAUGUCAAGGACAAGGAGCUGGCCAAGGAGAAGCGUCGCGAGAAGCGUCGUCGACAGAAGGAGCGCGAGAAGGCUCUUGACGAUGACUCGGACGACGACGACAAUGACGACGACGACGCUGACGCUGGCGGCAGAGCCGUGUUGGCGCCCAUCGACAACCGCUCGGACGGCUAUGAGACGCCCGACUUUGAGCUCUCUUCCGACGAGGAAGACGACGACGACGACGAUAGCGAUGACGACGAAGCUCAGAUGGCAUUUGAAGCUCCUGCUGCCAAGCGUCGCAAGACCGCACCCACUCAAAGCAAGAAGAGCAAGCUCGAGCAGGAGGAAGAGUUGGCCCUGCGGCUGCUCGCAGGCGACGCUUGA